Eupeodes corollae is the source of this 1995-nucleotide messenger RNA. RefSeq names its product pickpocket protein 11-like. Gene Ontology annotation, molecular function: ligand-gated sodium channel activity. Lineage: Eukaryota; Metazoa; Arthropoda; Insecta; Diptera; Syrphidae. The transcript has 6 exons. The record is from RefSeq and is a predicted model, not a curated record. Bases 381 to 1979 code for a protein of 532 amino acids. Gene Ontology annotation, cellular component: membrane. Gene Ontology annotation, biological process: sodium ion transmembrane transport.
CAUGUCUAUUUUAGUGACUUAAAUACUGCCAAAUAUCGUAUAGAUGCCAUUGAAAGUUGGCAAUCAAUAGUUGGAACAGUAGGCGGAAUAGCUGGAAUGACAAUGGGCAUUAAUGUCGUUUGCAUAGCUGAGGUGUUUUUCUUUGUAUGCAUUCGUCCUCUUUACAUGAAAUAUGUCAAGGCAAACUCUAAUCCUUAAUUAAUAAGUAUGAAGGAGUAUCAUGAUUCUUAUACUGGAAUAUAAAUUAAUAAAUAAUAAGUUAUAAUUAAAUCAAAUGGUCAAUAAAUAAAGAACAAAGCAUUUCGGUAUUUUGUGUCAAGUUCAAAAUAGUCUUUGAUUUAUUUUCGAAAUAUAAACAAGUCAACACGACGAAGAAAAUUAUGUCGAAGAAACGUGUUUUUACAAUUCGGUCAGUGGAACCCUUUGCAAAACAUGAAACUAACCAGGAUUCUUCAUCAUCAGCUGUCAUCAUCAAGGAAGGGAAGACUAAUAAUUUUGUAAAAAAUCCUUGGAAGGUUUUUAAUCAUUGGAUUACGGAGAGUUUCAAUUAUUAUUGCGAGACGACAAGUUUGCAUGGAUUUAACUAUAUCACUCGCGAGGGGAUAACGUUUGGAGAAAGAGUCUUUUGGAUUGGAGUUGUUGUUUUGGCUAUAAUAGCUUCGAUUGUGUUAGUUUCGGUAUCUUGGUCUUCGAAUCGGGAAACACCAACGGUAACAGUUAUUGAGGGCUCACACUUUCCAACGUGGAACGUCCCAUUUCCAGCUGUUACGAUUUGUAAUUUUAACAAAGUCUCCAAGCAAAAGGCACUGAUUUUGGCCAAUAGGAUGACUCGGCCUGAAAAUAUCACAGACGAAGAAGUAGCUGGACUCUUCCGAAUAAUGAUGUACUACAGUUAUGGCUUGAACUACAACGAAACCGACUUCAAGAGACUUGAAGACAUACUAAAACUCAACAACUAUACUAGCUCCCGUUUGUUUGAAGAACUAACUCCAAAUUGUAUUGAAAUGAUAGUGCGUUGUAUAUGGAAAGGAACGAAUGCUCGUUGUGAUAGUUUAUUUCAGAAAAUCAAUACAACCGAAGGAAUUUGCUGUUCGUUCAAUUACUUUGGAAUGUCAACAAAUAAUUUUCCGGUGAAACUCUCCUAUCAAGUUCCGAAGAUACCAUUUCGAGUGACUGGUUGCGGAUAUCCCACUGGUUUGACAAUUCUUCUAAAUCCCGAAAUGGAUGAUUAUUUUGGGACUUACGUUAGCAGUUAUGGCUUUCGCUUGAUGAUUCAUGAUGCCUAUGAUUUUCCAGAUGAAAAUGCUGACAUGAAAGUAUUGACGGCAUCGCGGGAAAGUUUUGUACGAAUUGUUCCUGAGUCAACAUAUGCCACGCCUAGUGUUGCUGAAAUGCCAAUCAAACAGAGGAAUUGCCUAUUUGCUAAUGAGAAAAAGCUCCAAGUAAUGCAGAGGUAUUCCUAUAUUAAUUGUUUGAUGGAGUGUCGUGUUGCAAUGAUCUUCAAGGCGUGUGGAUGUAUUCCACCGAAUUUGCCAAACAACGGCAGCUAUCCGGUUUGCUCUUUUAACGAGUAUGCUUGUGUAAUCAAUAAUCGAGACAUUCUCAUCAAGGCGAUCCCAAGCUUGGAAAACACAAUCAUUCGUGGAACAUCUCGCUUGCCAUCGAACUGCGAUUGUUUGCCAGAUUGUGAGCUGAAUCAAUAUCCUUCAGAUAUUACGAUGGGCAAGUUGCAUACAAAAUUUGCAGCUAAUAAUAUUGCAGGGAUAGUUAAUAUGGACCCUAACGAAAGUAUCCUUUUGCAUGUGUUCUUUAGUGAUUUGAUGUCAACUAGAUAUAGGACCGAUAUCUAUCAGAAUUGGCUAUCUAUGUUAGCUUCAUUCGGUGGACUUUUGGGACUUAUAAUGGGCUUUAGCAUUGUAACAGCUUUUGAAUUUUUAUAUUAUCUUACUUUUAGACCUAUUUUCAAUUUUUUCAAAUAAAAGAUGUUGGAAUGAA